Miscanthus lutarioriparius is the source of this 2361-nucleotide messenger RNA. The record is from the annotation of a GenBank genome assembly. Lineage: Eukaryota; Viridiplantae; Streptophyta; Magnoliopsida; Poales; Poaceae.
AUGGCGCCAAUCAUCCUUCACCGUGCAUUGUCCUUCUCUAACCCGCGGCUUCAUCGCCGUGAUGUGUCACCAUUACAGGACGCCUCGGCUGUGUCCAACAGACCUGAAGGCCUGGCAUUAUUGACGACAAUUGCUGAGGGCACUGACUGCUGCAAUCCUAGUCCUCCAUUGCCAAACCACUCGGCUUUGGAGAGAAGUCUCACCAGCAAGAUCCUCCGGCUGAGAGAGGUUCUGGAUCUGCCAUGUCAAAGUUCAAGCGACAUAUUGGAUCAGUUGCUUCUGGAUACCCUGGGGGUUCUGAAGAUUGCAUAUCCCAAAUGUUUAUCAGGUCUAUCAGGAAAUCAUACAUCUUCUGUACGGGAGGGUCUUGUUCAGCUCCAUAGGGUCCUCAUGUUGGACCAGGAUUGUGACUCAAAAAACAAGCAAUUUCCAAGCUCAGGCUCUGAGAAGCAAACAAUCAUAGGAAGCGAGAGCUUAGAUCAUGUAGGUGAGCGUGUCAUUGAGAUGAUUGAUCAGGUGACUCCAGUGGUGAAAGAAAUGUUCAGUUUCAUGGAAAGCUCCAGUUCUGCAACGGCAGCAUCUUCAUCAUCAGCUUGGCCUGAGGAUCUCCCAGAAAGAAGGAGCCUCCCUCCUGUUCUCUGUCGCACUAGAUCUCCGGCGAAUCGCGGAAGUGCCAGCCAUCGUCCAUCAGACGGUGACGAGGUUGCGAUGCCUCGCCAAGACGGCACAGCUAGGCACACAGGACAUUGCAAAGUUCGGACACCGGCGCCUGGGCUGGAGGAGGAUGGGCAAACCAGCAGCAGCAGGCAUGAACCACCGUCAACUCCUAGUCCUACUGUUGACUCUUUACCACUGCAGUCGACGCCGUCGUCGGUGUCCCCACAUCUGUCGGCGCCGCCACCGUCCCCCAUGCCCGUUGUUGGCUUGCCCAUGCUUCUGCAAUCCUGGGGGGUAAUGCAAGAUGGCCACGCCGCCGCAGCAGUUGUGCCACCUACAGUCGUCGCACAGCCUUCUGAGGCAGCGCCGACGACGGCACCGAGAGACACCACGCCCGUCAGCACCAGCAUGGAAGGCUCUACGAGCUAUGCAUCACUUGAAGCUGGUCAGCCAUCCAUGGAUUCACCUUCACCCAAUGGGAGUACGCAGCCAUUAGUGCAGGACAGCAAUGCCAUUGUGCCAAACGUGCCGCCGCCGCCGCCGCCACUACCGGCUCACAGAGACUGUUCGCUUUGCUGGAAAGAUUUGUUGGGAGACCAAAACACCGUUCGUUCGCUGAAACAGUAUGUAUCAUGCAACAAGCGAACAGGGCCAGAAUUUCAAGAGGUGCCGUCUACGGACGAACCCGGGCGGGCAGUGCCAGACGCAGCACCUCCGCCGCCGUCUGAAGUGCAAGGAGGACCACCUGCACUGCCGGCCGCCAAGGUUUCGCCAGCGCCGCCGCCGCCGCCCCCUGGAAGCAUCUCCGCAGCGGUGCGCGCUAAGAGAGCUGCGACCAAGCUGAAACGAUCGACGCAGAUGGGCAGCCUGUACAGACGCCUGCGUGACAGAGUGGAAGGCUCUGGCAGCACGCACGGCGGCAAGAGGCGGCAGAACGGCAAGAGGCCCCGGAGAGCGGGCGCGCCCAAGAGCGACACCGGCCAGGGCAUGGCCGAUGCAUUGGCCGAGAUGACCAAGAGGUCGGCGUACUUCCGGCAAAUCGAAGAGGACGCGGAGAAGCACGCGGCAGCGAUCCUGGAGCUGAAGGGCGCCAUCGGCUCGUUCCAGUCCAAGGACAUGGCCGAGCUGGUGAGGUUCCAUCAGCACGUCGAGCAGCAGCUGGUGUCCCUGACCGACGAGACACAGGUGUUGGCCAGGUUCGAGGGCUUCCCUUCCAAUAAGCUGGAGGCGUUGAGGAUGGCGGCCGCGCUCUAUUCCAAGCUGGACGGCACCGCCUUGAGGCUCAAAUGCUGGAAGCUCACCACCGGCCCCGUCUCGCCGCAGCUCGACAGAGUCGAGAGCUACUUCAACAAGGUCAAAGACGACGUGGACAUGGUGGAGCGGAACAGAGACGAGGAGACGAAGCGGCUGCAGUCCCACGGCGUCCACUUGGACUUCGGCGUGCUGGUCCGGAUCAAGGAGGGCAUGGUGGACCUGUCGUCCGCCUGCAUGGAGCUCGCCUUGAAGGAGAGCCAGGACGCCAGAGAGACGACGACGACGACGCGUGCGCUGUGGGCAAGCAGCCAUGGCGAUGGGGCGUCGAGGAUGCUGUGGCGGGUGUUCCAGCUGGCCUUUCGGGUGUACAGCUUCGCCGGAGGCCAGGACGAGCGGGCGGACAGGCUGACGAGCAUCCUGGCGCACGAGAUCGAGGCGCGGCGCCUGUAA